AUGGCGUUCGCUUCUGUACCCGCGCUCGACGUCCCGCCGUUCCAGCUUCAGCAACUCGUCCCUCUUGUAUUUGAUCAUGACGUCCCCGACUCAGGUCUUGGCUUCGGAAGUCCCGCACCUCAGAGCUCGGGAACUCCACAGGUAACCUGCGCGCAAGCCGUAGGUUCGGAAAUAUACGUUGGAUGCUCCGAUGGGACGUUACUGCGAUAUGCACUGCAGGCGAAUGGACCAGAUUCGCCAGAGUCGUAUACUCUACUUUCUCGGCAGACUCUCCCAACGAACAAGGCAAUAGAGGAGAUUGCGUUAUGCCCAAGUAUUUCGAGGGCUCUUAUCCUUAGCGACCAUCAAAUUCAUUUCUACAUCAUUCCCUCACUUGAUCCCGUACACCCAUCCAUCAUCCGACCAAUACGCAAUGUCAUCUCGUUCUCGGUGGACGAGCAACACAUGCGUCUUCCUCCGAAUACAGAACCGUAUCAGCAAAUUGAACCCAUCGAAUUCUGCGUGAUCAAACGGACGAAUAUUGCCAUGUACUCGUUGAAGGAGCGACUUGUUCAACAGAGAGAAGUCCCAAAUGCUCUUAGCAUCCGCUAUGGACGACGUAACGGUCGAUAUCUCUGUGCAGCAGAUGCCGAGAACUACGAUAUGAUUGACCUUAUGGCUGCUACCUCCUACCCUCUUCUUCCCUUUAACCAAGCACCAGAUAGCGACACUCCAACACGACCAUCGGUCACCCCGAUAAGCGACGAAGAGUUCCUAGUCACGAGCAAUAUGGGCCCUAGCGCAAUGGGCGUCUUCAUCACUGGCAAUGGUGAUCCCGUACGUGGCACGCUCGAAUGGACAAGUUAUCCUGUAUCGCUAUGCAUGGACUAUCCCUAUGUGGCUGCCCUCCUGCCAAACCACACCAUAGAGAUUCAUUCCAUUGAAACUCAGGUAGUCGUGCAGGUCAUACCGGACUCUAGUGCAUCUGAAGCACGCGCUAUCGUCCCUUCGCACACGGGAUUCCUAGUACCCUCUACUCAACGAACGGAUAAGCUAAAGCUUGUUACUAUUCGGCUUGACUCCGCUCUAUCAGAUAUAGACGUUAACUCUCUACCUCCCUCAAAAUCAUCUUCCCGGCCUCCUCUCUUCCCAAGGUCCAACGUCCUCGUCCUUUCUGAAAACUCGAUCCAGGCGUUACUCCCCUCAACCCUCAUUUCCCAAGCCGAAGCGCUAUUAGAAAGCCAUCGCAUAGAUGACGUAGUCGACCUCGCCGACCAAAGCCAGCGUAAGAUGCUCGGGAGCAACACGUCCGACGACGAGCUGGCAGACGAACUCCGCUAUGUCUACCAACGAAUCGGCUUCCUAUGUCUUUCGGAAACCCUUUUUGAGGAUGCAGGUCGACACCUCUUAGCAGGAGAGACGGACCCUCGAUUACUCGUUCGCUACUUCCCUGACCUGCGUGGGAACGUCCUGAACACCGCUCUGGACGUUGAUGUUUACGCGGGCAUCGCGGAACACCUUCCGCGCGCCGCGUCCAUAGAUGAAAUCGUCAUGGCCGACUUAGUGAAGAACUACGCGCCUCACAUCAAACCCGAUGUCGAAUCUGCUCCACCGACCGCCGAACUCAGGAGAGUGUUGAACGCGACAGCGAGGGAUAUGCUUGCUUCGUAUCUGAGAAAGUAUAGGACAAGGAGGUUAUUAGCGAGACCUGGCUCGCAACCGCAGAGUGCUUCUGUGAAUGCUGUCGUGGAUACUGUACUUGCGAAGAUCCUAGCUGAAACGGACGACACUACUGAGCUUUAUACGCUUGUUGAUGAGGCAAAUGAUAUCGUCGUCGAAGAAGUUGAAUCAACGUUCGAGAAGAACGGGCAGUACAACGCCUUGUGCAAGUUAUACGAGAAGGCUGGGAAUGAAGAGAAGCUCCUCGAGGCUUGGUCGAAACUGGCUGACGGAAUCUGGACAGACGAGGAUAUCAAGGAUCCACUGGCGAAAAUGACGGAACUGCUGAACAAGACUUCCAGUCGAGAGCAGGCACAACGAUGGGGUCUCUGGUUGACCGGAAAGGACCCUGAGAUCGGGUUGAAGCUUAUUAUAUCACGAGACUCAAAACGGGUAUCAAUUUCGGACGAGCUUUCUCUCCUGCAGAGGAUAAGAGAAUCGAGUGAUUCGGCUGGCGUUAGGUAUCUGGAGCACCUCGUGUUACAAAAGCGACGUCAGGACCGGAUUCUUCAUAGCCAACUUGUUGACGUUUACAUCGAUCAACUUCUCCAGUUCGUCACCGACGAGACUACCGCGAAGUUAUGGCGAGCAAAAGCUUCGUCAUAUGCAUCCAGCCACAACGACGUCCCAUUCCUUCUAUACUUCGCAUCUACGACCCCCGAAUCAGAGAGCCGAAAUACUCGAUUAAAAGCUGCGCUUCUUCUUCAAGGUUCCAAUUUAUACGACGUGGAGAAAGUACUCGCUCGAAUACGAGCACAAGAGAAGGUUCUUCGAAUCGAGAUGGCGAUCUUAUACGGCAAACUCGGCAGACACGAAGAAGCUAUCUCCACACUCGUACGCUCCGUACACGACCCAACGUCUGCAGAAGCGUACUGUACGCUCGGCGGAGACGUCAUCCCAGGUAAAGUCGCUUGGGCGAUUGGCGAGCGGUGUGGACUACAACGAUGGGCCGCGCUUGUCAGUGGUGUAGCACCUACCCUAGGUUCCAGCGCGUCUGCGUCUAGCAUGGGGAGUGGAGCGAAAGUUGCGGAUGAGGCGACGAGGAGGGAGUUGUUGAAGGUAUUGUUGGGUGUAUAUAUGAGUGGAGGUGAAUCCACCAUGAACCGGACUUCCCGUCUCCUCAACUCACAAGCUAUCAAUCUCGACGUUACGGACGUAAUCGACCUUGUCCCACCGAAAUGGCCACUCAAUACCAUGUCAUCUUUCCUCGCAUGUUCAUUGAGACGGACGUUACAUACUCGACAUGAGGGGCAGAUCAUCAAGGCGAUAAGCGCAGGCCAGAAUAUUGAGGUGGUCGACAACGCAUAUCAAACUCUCCGCGAAGCAGGUGCUGUCAUUGAAGAACCUCUCGAUUCGGACGAUGGUGACGACGAGAAUCACGAGUUGUUAGACGAAAAGGCCUCCCUUCUCAACCUCAGUCUAAACGCGUCUAGGCCUGAGCCCAUUCCUAGCACUAACGCGAACGGUGCCGAUGACGUUGCUGAGAUCCGUGUACAGAGCCACGAUAGUCGGGAUACUACAAGUACAAGUAGGAGUAACAGUGUUUUGAGAUAA
Molecule: messenger RNA, 3252 nt
Organism: Fomitiporia mediterranea MF3/22
Lineage: Eukaryota; Fungi; Basidiomycota; Agaricomycetes; Hymenochaetales; Hymenochaetaceae
Exons: 17
Coding region: 1-3252 (1083 amino acids)
Biological process (GO): autophagy; vesicle-mediated transport; endosomal vesicle fusion
Cellular component (GO): fungal-type vacuole membrane; cytoplasm
Source: RefSeq, a predicted model, not a curated record